Molecule: messenger RNA, 1281 nt
Organism: Colletotrichum karsti
Lineage: Eukaryota; Fungi; Ascomycota; Sordariomycetes; Glomerellales; Glomerellaceae
Exons: 5
Coding region: 1-1281 (426 amino acids)
Source: RefSeq, a predicted model, not a curated record
AUGGACGACUCAUUAUACGUGAUGCCUCCGCCAGAGGGCGAGGUAAGGACGAGAAUCAACCCUCCGGAUACGUCUGGGGGAGUUUUCCCAGUCGGAAUCGCAACCACAGUGAUUGCCUUGGUCGCGGUGGCUCUGCGCAUCUUCACGAGGACGUUUGUGGUACGCGGGAGUUUAGGUUUGGAUGACUACCUUGCGAUGAUUGCUAUGGCGCUGUCUCUUUCUUAUUGCGGUCUGGCUCUUCAUCUCGUUCCGCUCGGCGCCGGCAAGCAUCUAUGGGAUAUUCUCACGGUCGACUACAGCCCCCCAUUCCUUCUUACAACUCUAGGAAUCACCAUCACAUAUUCGACAUCGGUGUCAUUCUCGAAGCUUUCUAUCCUCGCCUUUUAUCUCCGUCUGUCACCCGAGAAGAAGUUCAGGUUGACAGUGUUCAUUCUUCUCGGCAUCGUAUCGGCAUAUACCGUUGUAUAUCAACUCAUCAUCAUCUUCCAGUGUCGGCCGGUUCAGAUGAGCUGGGAUAUCACGGUGAAGGGAACUUGUAUCGGCAAAAUGAUCCCGAUGAUGACGCUCGGCGCCGCCAACAUCAUCAUUGACAUCAUCAUUCUCUUGAUACCUGUGAGAGUUGUUUGGUCGUUACAGAUGGCUCGACGACAGAAGGUUUCGCUGGUUCUUCUCUUCGCCACGGGUGGCUUCGUCUGCGCUGCUGCUAUCCAACGAACAGUGAUCUUGCCGCCGCUCCUCGAAAGCUCCGACUACACAUGGGACGUCCCUCCGCAGAUGAUUUGGGGCUUCAUCGAAGUCAAUGCCGGGUUGAUUUGCGCAGCGGUACCGGCGCUGAAGCCGUUCUUCAUGCGAUACCUCCCCUUCAUCAUAUCAUCGACACUUCGAUCUUCACAGGGACGAUCCGGAUACGGGCCGUACUCGAAACAUGUCGACAAAGGCAGCAAGAAGCAUGGAGAUGGCGCUCAAACGUUUGAGCUGCCAAGUCGAGACGACUUGCCUGGAGGGUCAGGACAAGACCCGAAUGACGACGAGGCCAAGCUCUGGUCAUCGAAGGGGUCGCAAAGCAGGAGAAGGAACUUUGACAAGAACGAAUCGGAUACGGCGAGCGAUAAGACAGACAAGCAGAGCGACAGCAUUGGUAGCAUCGAAGUCCAGUACCCCGGGAGAGUCGGCCCUGCUACCGUCGUCUCGACAUGGGGGCGCGGAUCAGAGGACUUUCAAACACCAAGAGAAGGCAUUAACGUGACGAGGGAGACGAGGAUUUCUUAUGCGAACAGGUGA